This is a messenger RNA of Bombus terrestris (buff-tailed bumblebee), 3873 nucleotides long. RefSeq names its product receptor-type guanylate cyclase gcy-14. Gene Ontology annotation, molecular function: peptide receptor activity; guanylate cyclase activity. The record is from RefSeq and is a predicted model, not a curated record. NCBI's taxonomy places the organism in Eukaryota, Metazoa, Arthropoda, Insecta, Hymenoptera, Apidae. The coding region runs from base 1939 to 3564 and encodes 541 amino acids. The transcript is spliced from 13 exons. Gene Ontology annotation, biological process: cGMP biosynthetic process; intracellular signal transduction; receptor guanylyl cyclase signaling pathway.
AAAAGAUACUUUUUCGUUCCGAUUCGUUAGACGUCAAUAUCGAUCUAUCGAUUACAUACCAUCAACAAUGAUAUUUUCUAUUGUGAUGUAAAUAACUAGCAAUAACCCAUUCUAUCAUAACACAAUACAUUGGUCAUCAACAAAGGUACAUAGGUAUUGUUUCAUGGUGCAUCGAGUUCUUCACAAUGGUUCUUCAUACAGAACCGUAUUGUUACCAGUAAACGAUCGAUCCACGAAAAUGGAAUUCCAGUUAAUGGAGGAGUCAACAACUCUUUUACUCUUUUAUUUCGUCACAACUGUAAAAACAUAUCACGUGCAAUCUUUUCGAAACAAACCCGAAAAAUUAUUUGUACUUCCCUCCCCUUUUUCGAGUUUCGAAUUUUGUCUUCCAUGAAAUCAAAAAUCUUGUCAACAGAGAAGCCGAUCACUACAUAAGUAAUCGAUAAUGGUUAAGUAAAGGUACAAUUUUCAUUUCCUACAAUAUUAUAUGCUAACAAAUAAUUUUCAUACAAUACCCGUCUUUGUAUCGUGAGACUUUAAAUAUGUAUUUGAUGUAGAUCGCCAUAAAAUAUUUUUUCAUAGUUUCGUGAUUUUUAUUUCACGUGCCAGUCGAUGCUAUAUAUAAUCUAGAUACAUGCCGAUUAAGAUCCACGCCGUACGCAGUGAACAUGUCAAUUCCACCCUUAGCUGUUGUCGAAAAAAUUUCCAUACUAGAAUGAAGCAGCCUCGCCUGGUUCUUGGAUGGUCAUUAUUGUAGCGUAGUACUGGAAGAAUUGACGAAGAAAGAGAGUGAUAGAUCCGAUCGAAAUUUAUCGAAACGGGGUGUAGUCUCGAGUGCACCGUUCGAUCUCGAGUUACUUGUUUGACGAGCACGGUGGCGUGGCAUGAGGAAAGGCAGAAAAGAAUGGACGCAUUCUCCUCCUUGCUUGUCCUCGUCCCUAUCUUCAUCGUUCCCGGUGUUUGCUGUCGUCCUGCUAAGCGUGUCGAGAGUUUUAUACCCGUUCGCGUUGCUGCUCUGCCACGCCCUCCAUAAUUAAAAUCUAUAGGAGAACCGAAGAGAACGAAUUUCAUUUGCCUUUUAAAGUCAUCGCCCUUUUCUUAUACUUUAUUGAUAAAAAUUAAAUUGUUUAUGAUACCACGGAAUGAUUAAAUUUGUUUACGGAGAGAUCAUUUUUUUGUAUAACGAUCUCAAUUUCACUUUUAGAAGUGCGUAUUAUAGUAGAGAGAAGCUUUCGGAAUUUUUAAUAAUUUCGCAACUUUUAAUCCACGAUAGAGAUUAUCGCGAUGGAGAUUCAGUAUUCAGUCAAUACAGUCGGAGAACGUCUGUUGUCGAGAUUAAUCCUGACGUACUGGCUAUAAAACGUUAGUAUACCAGACGUGCAAACCUGACAUUAUUUCGUUCGAAUUUCCCCCAUUCUCGAUGAACGAAUGUGUCAACAACACUCUGUAUAUUAUUGAAAAUUGUUAGACGGCACUGAAAACGAUAAAGAUUAAAUUAAUUUUAGAGACUCAUCGACUAUUCAUUAUUAUGCAUUAAUCGAGAAAUUCCAACGUCCAUUCGUUUUAUAAUGUCACUUCUUCGUAUCCUGAAAUGCGAAAAAGAGGCGGUAUUUCACCAUCAUUUUUUGCGACGCUUUAUCACUACAGCCGAUCUAUAAUUGUUGAAAUGCUGUAUGAAACGUAGAAGCGUCGCAAGUAUAACAGAAGGCCAUUUAGAUACUUAGAAGUUCGAGUGACCAGACAAUGUGUACCUAAGAGGUAUUCACUCGCCCUAUUCUGUCCACUUUGUCCUUCCCUUACGAGUAGUUUCAUCUCCUUCCGGAAGUUUCACGAGCUCGACGGCAACACUGUCUAAUGACUGACAAGGCUUUGGUCUUCAUGCAUUUUUCAACGAUAUAGGUAACAAUCGCCACAGACUUAGGGAAGGUUGUCACGCGGAUGCAGCUCGAAAGAUCUGAGGUUGCAUUCUUUAUUUACACUAAUGGCAGCACUCUAAGGUCGAACUUGACGCAGAGGUUCGCCAUAACCGAUCAGGCUCUUCAUAACAUGACUACGUGGCCCCUGGUCUCGGUACCGAGGGAUGAGAGCAAGACGCAAACCUAUGACGUGGUCAGCAAAGAGGCCUUCCAAGCACGCCUCGAGGAUUUCAGGCAGAAGAUAAGUUCAGAAGAGAGCAGCAUUACCGAAGUGAUGGCGUGGUAUACGAGCGUGAACGCGGCGAUGUUAGACCAUUUGACUAAUCAGAUCAAAGAGACGGAUAAUAGUGGAGUUUGGAGGUAUCUAAUUGCUUUUAAAAAUUUGCUGAAGAGUAUUGAGAGCUUGGGUAUUUCUUCCGUGUACGGAAUCAAUUACUUUGGACGUGGAACCCUUGUGGGGGACAAUUACGUCAGCUACGUUCGCCACGAUAUUCUUGGACGUGAUCUCCUCUCUGGAUCUCUCACAUACGUGCCUUCUCUUAAACAUUUUUACGCAGAACUCACCAACUCCAUGUCAGACUAUGGAAAAAUUAAAUCUAGACGAGAUGAAAUCCUCCAGAACCAGAAGAGGAAACCGAGUGUUGAUGACGCUAUCGCUUAUUUCGAUUCAAUGGCUACUUAUGUGGAUGAGCUGCGUAAACUUCAACGAGAAUUACGUCACAUGAUCCGGGAUUAUGUGAAUUCAACUUUACAAGAUGCGAGUAACAAAGAAGUUGCUGGGAUAGCUAUACUCGCGCUAGUGUUGGUCGUUUCUCCUAUUAUUAUAAUGCUAGUACGUAAUGCGGUUGCAACGAUACAAAUGUACGCAGCCAAUUUAGCGCAAAAGGCUCGGGAACUGAAGCAGGAAAAAGGGAAGAGUGACACGUUGCUUUUUCAAAUGUUGCCUCCUAGCGUCGCACAGCAAUUGAAGCAAACUCAACAGGUUCCAGCGGAAUAUUACGAAGCAGUAACCGUAUACUUCAGCGAUAUUGUUGGGUUCACAGAAAUUGCUGCGGAGAAUACUCCCUUAGAGGUUGUCACUUUUCUAAAUUCGAUCUACAAGUUAUUCGAUGCGCGUAUCGAAUGUUACGACGUGUACAAAGUUGAAACUAUUGGCGAUUCAUAUAUGGUCGCCUCUGGCUUGCCUGUUAGAAAUGGGGACAAACACGUAACUGAAAUAGCGACAAUGGCCCUCGAUCUUCUAGCAGCUUCAUCGGUAUUUCAAGUACCAAAGCGGCCCGGUGAACGUCUUCAAAUACGAAGCGGUGCUCAUACAGGACCCGUAGUUGCUGGAAUCGUGGGAAGCAAAAUGCCCCGUUAUUGUCUCUUCGGGGAUACUGUGAAUACAGCCAGUCGCAUGGAAUCAACUGGAGAAGCGCUACGAAUACAUAUUAGCCUAGAAAUGAAGAAAGCUUUGGAUGCGGUAGGAGGUUUCAAAAUCGCGCAUCGUGGUUUGGUAGAUGUCAAGGGGAAGGGAUUAAUGGAUACGUACUGGCUGGAAUGCAAAGACGGCGGAAUUGCGCGGGCAGCGGAAUUAGAUCUGCCUUCGUUCUUCGAAGAUGUGCGACCAGUUUUCAUACGCCGUUUACGCGAAGAGGGUACCCUUUGAUGCGAACCGUAUUCCCGACGGGACCUCUGGUACCUGAACCGACCACCUACUCCUUACAUCCGUCUUUCGCAACCCAACCUUAUCGACCACUUAAAGAAGCCCACUCAAGGUCGUAAGAACCGACUGUCUCAUCCGAAUCUUCAUAUUACUCCCGUGAAGCCACCACCUCAAUCGCAGUCCAGUAUCGAGUCUCAGGACUCCGUGACAUACGAAGGAACUCAAUCAACGACACCUUGUCCACCGAGUUAUUCUCCUGCGAGUCAACGAAGUCGUUAUUCUCAGCCGAAUCUACCCACUCUCCUGAUAUCU